AUGAACGGGGUCAGCAUUGGGGAGUACCAUGGUCUGCGGGUGGGCUCGGCCCUGCUCAGCAUCGUGAGGGAGUGUGAUGCAGAUGCCGUAGGAGGAAUCUUCCUGGGUGCAGGGGGGUUGGGUGAGUACAUCCAGGACUACACCUAGUCUUUGGUUUUGCUUAGUGCAAUGCAAUGUGCUAUGCAAAAUGUGCUAUACAAAAGUGCCAUGCAAAAUUUCAUUGGUACUUGCAGGGCAUAACAUUGCAAGAGGAAUGCAAAUGUUAUUUAUAGCUACAGUAUAUGCCUACAGAUAUUUACUGUUAGCUUAUUUAGUUCAGAAACGAGUGCAUCUUUGAUGGUGGCACCACAAGUGGGCUUUUUCCCCAAUAUGUUAACACUUCAUGCAAAUGUAUGUACCCUCUUUUAAUCUCUGUGGUCUAUGUUGACAAUAUUUACACUCCAGGCUGUCCUUUUUCUUCUUCAACAAAAACAUAUACAGGUAACUGCUAAAAAAAAGGAAACGCCAACAUAAAGUGACUUAAUAGGGCGUUGGGCCACCACGAGCCGCCAGAACAGCUUCAAUGCGCCUUGGCAUGGCAUAGAUUCUACAACUGUCUGGAACUCUAUUGGAGGGAUCUGACACCAUUCUUCCACGAGAAAUUCCAUCAUUUGGUGUUUUGUUGAUGGUGGUGGAAAACGCUGUCUCAGGAGCCGCUCCAGAAUCUCCCAUACGUUUUCAAUUGGGUUGAGAUCUGGUGACACACACACACACACACACACACACACACACACACACACACACACCCUUAUACCCCCAUGCUCAUUUGAGACCCCUCUUUCAAAGUCACUAAGAUCUUGUCUUCUAGCCAUGGUAGCCAAAAUAAUGGGCUAUUGGGCAUUUUUAAUCAUAACCCUAACCAUGAUGGGAUGUUAAUUGCUUAAUUAACUCAGGAACUACACCUGUGUGGAAGCACCUGCUUUCAAUAUAGGUUACUUUGUAUCCCUCAUUUACUAAAGUGUUUCCUUUAUUUGGGCAGUUACCUGUACAUCUAUCUUCGAUUACCAACUGUAUUUUAUACUGCAAUGUUGGAAUGGUAGCAUUUUUAUCUCUAUCCUAAGGUGUCAUAUGGGUCUAAGAGGCCAUUCUUUCUCAGGUGUACAAGGCCUGCUGCAAUGUCUAAUAUUUGCAAUUUUUGGUUUUAUGGUCAUCCCAAACUAUAGGGUAUUUUCCUUGUGAAAAAAUAACAAUGUAUUGCUUUUAAACAAAACACUAUGGUAGUAAUGAAUUCCUCAAAUAGUUGUAGACAUUUUGUAUGGAGAAAUAAAGCACACAGACAACCCCUUCUUUGCCAUGAUGGGAUUUUCCCAUUCACUGCAGAAUCUAAAUGUCCUGAGGUGCAGGUGUCCGCUUAUUAUUUGCUCCAGAGAGUACAACUACAAUCCAAGUAGGCUAUGUCUCUGUGGCCUAUGUCUAUGUCUGUGGCUAUGAACUGAAUGAACCCAACUCAGUCUUUUUGCGAAGAGCUUUUCGCUCCUGUUGCAGCCUGGCGACUGGUGAGAUGUUCUGGCAGCAUAGACAUGCGUCACACGCAGCCACGCAGCCACCCUCAGGAACAGCCACUGUUUAAUGGCAGCUCUCUCUGUGGCUCAGAACAGAAAUCAAUAUGUGUGUUCAUCCUGCCUGCCUGAGGUUAGCUGGAGCUUUUUAGAUGCAUUCACAACUCCUAGUGGACUCCUGAGACUGAAGGAGCGUCUGGGCUAAUAAAGUUGGUAAAGGCAAAUCCACUUAUCAAAAAAGAGUAUGUGAAUACAUCCAAUUAGAAUACAUUUUAAAAAAGCAAAAUAGAUGAAAAAACAUUAUUUUUCUGAACAUCUUGAGAAUUGGAGAAACUAAAGAAACAGAACAUAAUUGUAUACAAACAUUAAUAGGCUGUGUGCAUUUUUAUGAGACCCAAAACUCAGCUGUUUCUACCAGUAGGCUAACCAUCAUGUGGUAGCUCAUUUUUAGUUGAGUUGCACAAGACGGGAAUUUGUCCAAUUUUUGUUUUACACAGAGCAUACUGCUCAUAAACAUCCAUAUCAGUCAAAAUGUUUAUUAAAAACACUUGAAAUAAAGUUAGUAGUUAUACCUGUCUUUCUUUUCCAGGCCUCCUCAUCUCUGUCUUCCCCUUCAUAAGAGCCUGGAUCAACAUUAACAACAUUCUCCCCACCUUGGGUAAGUUAUCAAUGUCUCCCAUUUUCUUUUCAUCAAGGAAAUCCAUUUGCAAGGAUUUAUUUUACUUUUUUUUGUGAACAUAAUUUCCCCUUCCCUGCACAGGAAACUUCAGAGUGCAACCUAUGCCUGCCAACCCUCCUGGCCCUGAGCAACCUGCAGAGACACUGAAACGAGAAGGUAAUCGUCAGAUGGCCAUGUUUGUAGUUUUUAGUCUCUGUGGUUCAAUUGCUGUAGUCACCAGUGUUGGGGUCAGUUAUAGUUCGAAGUCAUACAAUUCAUUGGAUAGAAUAAAAACGUCAUUAAAAACUAAAGGGCAAUUUCUAAGUUCUAAGUAAAAGGCCUUAUAACUCUGCAGGCUGGGUUAGAUAGGACAUGAUAAUGAACUCUACCAGGAGAGUGUGUGAUGAAAGAGCAUGCCCAUUACAUUAGAGAAUACUCAUCACACUCACUCCUUUAUACUUUUUGAUGAGAUGGAGAUUGCUUUGAACAGCAGCAAUUGGGCUGGAGAGAGCUGUGUCUGAAGGAUGCUGCACAGGCACCACAGUCACUUACCAUAGCAGUUAGUCUAUUCUAUAAUAGAAUGAUGUGGAGAGAUAGCUAGACUACGUUGUAUAAGCUACAGAAAGCUAAGGCCAACCAAACCACUGCAUAGCCAGUAGUGUUUAUUAGGUUGCAUUGAUUGUCCUCCUUUACAAGUGGUCAUUUCUCAGACAGGCAUGAACUGAUAAUGCAUAUUGUAUUCACAUUGUAUUAAUAUGCACACAUAUUUCACUUCAGGUAGUGGUUUUAUAACUGUAUGCUUCAUAGAUACUCUUGUUGUUCAAUGUGACCCAGAGGAUGUUGUGUUCCGUUCUCUGACAGUGACUCAGAGCCAGCUGAAUCUGGAGUGCUCUAAGAGCCCGAUGGGGACAUUUGUUGAUGCCGGACCAAUUGCUGAGGCCUCCGCAGAUGAGGGGUGA
This is a messenger RNA of Coregonus sp. 'balchen', 3155 nucleotides long. Lineage: Eukaryota; Metazoa; Chordata; Actinopteri; Salmoniformes; Salmonidae. The record is from the annotation of a GenBank genome assembly.